This is a messenger RNA of Hyalella azteca, 806 nucleotides long. Its product is annotated as trichohyalin. Lineage: Eukaryota; Metazoa; Arthropoda; Malacostraca; Amphipoda; Hyalellidae. The record is from RefSeq and is a predicted model, not a curated record.
ACUGCAGCAGCGAAAACCUGACACAGACUCGCGUGUGCAAGAGUUGGAGCAAAAACUACAGACGAAAGCAGCGGAUUACGACUUACUCGCACGAAAUCUUAAGAUGCGGAUAAACGUCGCGGAAAAUGAAGCUAAAAACCUCCAGUUGGAGGCUAAUACUUUAGAGAAGAGUUUGAAGGAUGAGAAGGAGAAAAAUAAGCAGCUGCAUCACCGCAACAACCUUCAAGUAGAUGCCCUGGAGCGUCAUUUGAGAGAGGAAACCGAGAGGCAUAGAAUCACUCAGGCCAGCUUCGAGAAGCUUAGGUCUAAGGUGAAGGCUAACCUGGAGUCUCAGGUUCAACGUCUGCAGGAAGGUGAAGUCAUUCUGAAGGAAGAACAAGCUGUUCUCUUAUCUGAAGUCCAGACACUAAAGGGAGAAAACGAAGGCCUUAGCAGAAGGCUUCGUGAGCAGGAGCGUCAGCAUGCAGAGCUUCUCGAGCAUGAAGUGAAGGCUGCUGAAGCCAGAGUGAAGACCCGACUUGAGAAGUCAUGGUUGGAGAAGCUCAAGCGCACUGAAGAGAAUGCAGCUCUAGACAUGGAGAGGUCAAAGGAUGCGCAUCGUCGCGUCGAGUCUGACCUCAGGAAGGAGGUCACCAUGGCACAGAAGAAUGAGGUCGAGGCGAAGAGGCUUAAUGAGGAACUCAAGAAGAAGGUUCGUCAGCUGAGGCAGUCAGAGUCUGAACUUCAGCAGCGACUCACAGCCGCUGAGUCCGCUGACAUCAAGCGGGAGCGAAGCGUCAGUAGAAGCAGCAGCAGCGCUGUCGUCA